GAUGGAAGUUUCUUCAGAGAAGAGAAUAACCGCAGCACCGUGCCUUUAAGCCGAUAGCAUCCCCAUUCGUAACCCUAACCUCAAUCUAGGUUUCGGCCUCCCGAACACAACGGUCAGCGCUUAACGUUCUCACCUCACGACACCAUCCGUUAGAAUGAUUCUCCUUCGCCCACCGACAGGCAGAGUGCUUAGGUUAGGGACCCUGUCACGUCCGAUGUCUUCGGUUCCUACCCUGCCACUUCACCCGCCAUCAUUAGCCGAGCAAAGCGCUACCUUCGAUGCUCGCGUUCAAGACGUCUCCGCUUUCUUUUCUUCCCCCCGAUUUGCUUCUAUCACCCGUCCCUAUACCGCUCAUGAUGUAGCACUAAAGCAGGGUUCCGCGCCUGUUCUUCCCCUGCCAUCGACACUCCUUGCUAACAAGCUCUUCGCCUUAUUCACUGAGGCAGCUUCUAAUGGUCAACCUGUGCCUACCAUGGGUGCUAUUGACCCCGUUCAAAUGACUCAAAUGGCAAGGCAUCAACAAGUCGUAUACGUUUCUGGUUGGGCUGCAAGCUCAGUGCUAACUACGGGCAAUAAUGAAGUUGGUCCUGAUUUCGGAGAUUACCCUUAUACAACCGUACCAAACCAAGUUCACCGUCUCUUCCGUGCGCAGCAACUUCAUGACCGGAAGCAUUACGAUGAACGUAUGUCCGCAUUGCUAGAAAAGCGUGCAGAGAUUUCGUAUAUCGACUAUUUACGACCAAUUAUUGCGGACGGUGAUACUGGCCAUGGAGGGACCUCUGCCGUUAUGAAACUCACAAAGCUCUUUGCGGAGUCAGGUGCUUCAGCCGUACAUUUCGAGGACCAACUUCACGGCGGAAAGAAAUGCGGACACCUUGCAGGGAAAGUUAUUGUUCCCCCAAGCACACAUGUAUCACGGCUUGUCGCGGCCCGUUUCCAACUUGACAUGCUUCUAUCUCCGAUGCUGCUUAUUGGCCGCACUGAUGCUGAAAGUGGCAAACUCCUUUCCACCAGCAUUGAUCCUGUUGAUCACCCAUACAUCCUCGGUACUACGACGCAAGGACAACCUCUCAGUGAAGCUCUUGCGCGAGCCACAAGCAGUGCGGAUGCUGCCAGAAUCGAGAAUGAAUGGGAUUCAUCAAACGAGUUGAUCACUUUCGAUCAAGCCGUUGAACGAGUGCUAUUGUCUAGCAGUACUUCCAACCCACGCGGCGUGUUCGAGCAGUACAAGAAGGCAGUGGCCGGUAAAUCAAACUUUGAAGCACGUCAGAUUGCUCGGGAGGCUGUUGGCCAGAAUAUCAACUGGAACUGGGACCUCCCCCGCACACCCGAAGGCUUCUAUCGAACUACUGGUGGCCUUCAGGCAGCCAUCGACCGUGCCCUUGUGUAUGCACCAUACGCAGACUUGCUGUGGCUGGAAACCGGUAAGCCAGACUUAGUGGAGGCCAGAACCUUUGCGAGAAAGAUCCGGGAGAAAUACCCUGGCAAAUGGUUUGUAUACAAUCUGAGCCCCAGUUUCAACUGGUCGCAGGCAGGGUUUAGCGAUGCAGAUCUCAAGAACUUUAUAUGGGAACUCGGAAAAGAAGGAUUUGUUUUGCCACUAAUUUCCCUUGCUGGGCUGCACACUAAUGCUGCUGCUACCGCUGAGCUCGCUGCACGGUUCAAGGAUGACGGCAUGCUUGCUUAUGUGGAACUUGUGCAACGCAAGGAGAAGGAAAUCGGCUGUGAUGUUCUCACCCAUCAAAAGUGGAGCGGAGCCAAUUACCUUGAUUCGAUCAUCCAGACUGUAUCUGCGGGAUCGUCAAGCACGUCUGCCAUUGGGAAGGACUCGACGGAACAUAGUUUUUGAUCCUUGACCAAUCAGUAUUGUGCAGACACAAGGAUAUAUACUAAUUGGACUUUCUGCUUGUGGCACUAGUGUUCUAGCCCCAUACCAGCCUCGAAGAACCAAGAGUGAUAUUUGAUUACAUGGCAAUGUCAUUUCUGCUUGAAGAGCUUACGCGAGAUGCAGAUCGCUGAUGACUUGGCCGCAACUUUGUGCCAAGUACACAUCCGUUCAACGCCGCUCUGACUCAGAUGAGUGUUCCAGACACAUGCCAUAUGGCACGC
Suillus plorans is the source of this 2109-nucleotide messenger RNA. RefSeq names its product isocitrate lyase and phosphorylmutase. The record is from RefSeq and is a predicted model, not a curated record. NCBI's taxonomy places the organism in Eukaryota, Fungi, Basidiomycota, Agaricomycetes, Boletales, Suillaceae. Gene Ontology annotation, cellular component: mitochondrial matrix. Bases 155 to 1849 code for a protein of 564 amino acids. Gene Ontology annotation, molecular function: isocitrate lyase activity; methylisocitrate lyase activity. The transcript is spliced from 10 exons.